Solea solea (common sole) is the source of this 3338-nucleotide messenger RNA. RefSeq names its product WD repeat, SAM and U-box domain-containing protein 1-like. Gene Ontology annotation, biological process: protein ubiquitination. The transcript has 12 exons. Bases 71 to 1612 code for a protein of 513 amino acids. The record is from RefSeq and is a predicted model, not a curated record. NCBI's taxonomy places the organism in Eukaryota, Metazoa, Chordata, Actinopteri, Pleuronectiformes, Soleidae. Gene Ontology annotation, molecular function: ubiquitin-protein transferase activity; protein binding.
CGAGCCGGAAGUAAACAUAAGCAGAAGUGAGCGGACGGACGACGCGGCGGAGAAAGGGCCGGCUCUCCUCAUGACGACUCUGAUUUGCACUCUUCAACACCAUCGCGAUGAGAUCAACUGGUGCGCCUUCUCAGCCAAACUCCUGGCCACAUGCUCUGGGGACAAAACGCUCAGGGUUUACAGCACCAGUGACUUCUCUGAGCUGCCUUUCUCACCGCUGUCAGGACACGGCUACAGUGUCCACUGUUGUCGCUUCAGCGCCUGUGGGCAGUUCCUCGUCUCCUGUUCCACCGAUGCCACCAUCAUGGUCUGGUCCAUGGUGAGCGGUGAGAUCGAGGCCGUCAUGGAGCAUCCUGGUCGCAGUCCUGUCAGGAUCUGUGCACUCUCUCCCGAUUCUGUCCACCUGGUCUCUGGUGCAUCUGAUGGAUCCAUAGCUCUGUGGGAUUUUCCCUCCAAACAGCUGUGCAGGACAGCGGCAGUGGAUGACACCACGAUGGUCGCCUGCUCCUUCAGCCCCUGUGGUCAGCUCUUCAUGACCGGCUCCACCUAUGGAGACCUGCGUCUGUGGGACCUGAGCAUGAACCAGCUCCACGCUGAGAAGAACGCCCACGACCUGGGGGUCAUCUGCUGCACGUUUGCUCCCCACAUCCACAGUGGGGGUCAUGUCGUGCAGUUUAUUUUGGCGUCCUGUGGCCAAGACACUCACUUAAAGAUCUGGGCGGUAAACAAGUUCAGCUCUGGAGUGUGGAAGAUGCAGCUGCUGCACACAUUGACAGGCCACUCGGCUCCAGUCCUGUCCUGUGCCUUCUCCUCAGACGGGCAGCUGCUCGCAUCGGGCUCCGUGGACAAAACUGUGACAGUCUAUGACGCGGUGAGUCCGUUUCCCCUCUUACAGAUGUGCUCUGUAAUCAUUUACUGCCCAUGUUUAAUGAUGGGCUUCACUUUGUUUUUGCAGAACUCUGCAGUUUUGCUUCACACACUGAGCCAGCACGAGAGGUACGUGACAGCAUGUGCCUUCUCUCCAACCUCACCACUGUUUGCGACAGGAUCGAUGGAUAAGACGGUAAACAUCUGGAGGCUGGAGGAUGGAAGCAGUGGCCAUGGCGGGAAGUCACUGGCUGAGUCUGUACUGACAACCAAUGAAGGGAGAGGCUCAGCUGGCCGAUCGAAGCUGCUGGUCACCGACUGGUCAGAGGAGGACGUGUCGGAGUGGCUGCUGGCGGAAGGCCUCGGGGAAUUGGUGGACAAAUUCAGAGCCAACAACAUAGACGGGACGGAGCUGCUCAGUCUCACCAAGGAAACGCUGGCGUCAGAGCUGCUCGUAGAGUCCGUCGGCCUGCGCAGCAAACUCCUGAGGAAGGUGGAGGAGAUGAAGGAUUACUCGGUGUGUUCAGGUGUUCCUGAUGAGUUUCUGUGUCCAAUCACCAGAGAGCUGAUGAGGGAGCCCGUCAUCGCUGCUGAUGGAUACUCGUAUGAAAGAGAGGCCAUCGAGAGCUGGAUCAACACCAAGAACCGCUCGAGCCCCAUGACCAACCUCCCUUUACUGACCACUCUCCUCACUCCUAACCACACCCUGAAGAUGGCUAUUGGCCGCUGGAAGACCAGCCACUAGUACUGUAAAAACACUCGGUAUGAUCCUCACACAUUUGACAUGCUGGGCAUCACCAGUACUUUAUCUCAGCUCCUUCACUUUACUUUGAUUACUGUGAAAAAUAUAGCUGAAUGCAGCUUUAAUUGAAUCGUAAUAAUUCAGGUUGUGUUACUUAAAACACUUUUCACUCGAUCUGCAGCAAUAACAUGCUCGGCUAGAUUGACUCGACAUUGCAGGGCCUUGUUUAUUACAAGUCUUUCAGAGUGCUGCUCAGCUUAACUUGUGCUGUUUACCAGAUACACCACAUUCCUUCAAACUCAACUGCUCUUAAAGUGAGAAUAGUGUACAGUUAAGUCAUGGUGGGCGUGACAAGAGUGAUGACCCUAACAACAACUGCCUAUGCUGCAAAGAAACCUAAGAGAGUGGGCCGACAAUACGCAUUUUGACACUAAACUACGCCGCUACGAUGUGUCACUUCAGACUACGCGAAAAAGGGAAUAAAGACUUUGAGUUCGUCUGUGCAGCAGCUCACAGGCUACAUUCUAUGCGUCUAACUUUAGCGACUUUAGCAACGUUAGCCUGCUGGGGAAAAAGCGACUAUGACCAAUCGUUGCGCUCGUUUUCAUCCCGGCGUCAAACACGAGUGGAGAGCCGGAGAGACAAAAUCUGUUAGAUAGAUGAACACCGUUCCAACACUAAAUGCGUUUUAAUUACAUUUUAAUGUGAUUUUCCGUUUGCUUAUAUCAAAUAUUAACACCUACAUUUAAAUCAAAUGUCAAAAAAGAAUAGCCUUUUCAUUAAAGGAGUUCUUGUUUUCUUCAUUGUCCAUUUGGAUGUUGAAUAACUGACGCAGAAGUGAUUCGUAAGCAUGUGAGAGACACAUAUAAAUGAUGUGUGAUCAGCCAAACUGACAAACCACAAAGGUCAUCGAAAAUGGGAUCUUUGUUAUAUGUAAGAACAAUAACACUGACAAUAAAUCCCCAAUAAGUUGCUACUCAAAAACAUUUUUUAAGGUUGGCAGGUGUGUAAAUGCAAUGUUGCAAAUGAGGAGCUUAGGACAGUGAGCCCAAAACAUGGCAACCUUUUUCCCUGCCUACAUUAGCUGACUGUGAAGACAUUUGUGCACUUUUCAUAUUUUGAACAACAUAAGUAGUUUAUUUUAGAAAGGGAACUUGGCUUGUACCCGGAGGGUUGCUGAUUGGCAGGUCAGUCGCCGUUGCUCCCCAUUGAUUCGGGUUAAUUGGACACUGUAAAAGUGAGAGUGCUCCCAAUGCCAUUCCCAAGCUUGGAUAGAUGUGAGGUGAUGUGAUGAAAUAUGUGGAUCCCCUGUGGUGAUGGUGACCCCGAGAGAGGGAGAGGCCGGAAAGAACAAAAACUAUUUUUUUGUUGCUUUGUCGAAUAUCAGUGUUCGAAGGACACGGAAAUCAACACAAACUGAGGCUGAAGCGACAUUUCAGUGAUGAAACUGUGAAAGAAGCAGCUGCAGAAAUGUAGUCGUCCUCCAUGGAUAUUUUAUUAAACCACAGUAAUGUAGUGGUAACAUUCAGUAAAUCCAUAGCAUGACUCCAAAGGGUAUAUGACAACUAUGGACAUACAGCAAUGUAAAAAUCUUCUCUUUUAAUAUUUGCCUGUGUAAACUCUCUCUCUCUCGCUGUCUUUCUCUCUCUCUCUGUGUCCAAGUAAAUCAAUAAACACUUCAUAUGAAUAUUUUCUCUGCUAUGCAAAAAUAAAUAACAUAUACUGUGAA